UCACCAGCUCCACCCCCACCAUGUCCGACAAUUCCACUCCCACCUUAAAUACCAGCUCCACUCCCACAACCCCCAGCUCCACUCCCACCAUGACUGACAACUCCACUCCUACCUCCACCCCCACCACGACCGACAACUCCACUCCCACCCCAACCCCCAGCUCCACCCCCACCAUGAGCAACAAUUCUACUCCCACCUUAACACCCACCUCUACCCCAACCACUACUGACAACUCCACUCCCAACUCAACCCCCAGUUCCACUCCCACCACCACUGACAAUUCCACUCCCACCUCAAACCCCAGCUCCACUCCCACCAUGACCGACAACUCCACUCCCACCUCCACCCCCAGUUCAACUCCCACCACAAUCGUCAACUCCACUCCCACCUCAACCCCCAGCUCCACCCCCACCAUGACCGACAACUCCACUCCCACCUCAACUGCCACCUCCGACCCGACAAUGACUGACAACUCCACUCCCACCUCAACCCCCAACUCCACCCCCACCAUGACCAAGAACUCCACCCCCACCUCAACCCCCAGCUCCACUCCCACCACGACCGACAAAUCCACACCCACCUCAACCCCAAGUUCCACUCCCACCACGACCGACAAUUCCACUCCCACCUCAAACCCCAGCUCCACUCCCACCAUGACCAACAACUCCACUCCCACCUCAACUCCCAGCUCCGCCCCGAGCACAACCAACAACUCCACCCCAAUGGGUGCCACAACCCCCAGCUCCACUCCCACCUCAACCCCCAGUUCCACCCCCACCAUGACCGACAAUUCCACUCCCACAUCAACGCCCAGCUCCACCCCAACCACAACCAACAACUCCACCCCAACUGGUGCCGCAACCACUAGCUCCACACCCACCACGACCCCCAACUCUGCUGCAGUCAUGAAUCCCAGCUCCACCCCCACCACAACCGACAACUCUAUUCCCACCUCAACCCCCAGCUCCACUCCCACCACAACCGACAACUCCACACCCACCUCAAACACCAGCUCCACUCCCAUCACGACCGACAAUUCCACUCCCACCUCAACCCCCAGUUCCACUCCCACCACGACCGACAAUUCCACUCCCACCUCAACCCCCAGUUCCACUCCCACCACGACCGACAAUUCCACUCCCACCUCAACCCCCAGUUCCACUCCCACCACGACCGACAACUUCACUCCCACCUCAACCCCCAGCUCUGCCCCGAGCACAACCAACAACUCCACCCCAAUGGUUCCACCCCCACCAUGA
This is a messenger RNA of Mauremys mutica (yellowpond turtle), 1259 nucleotides long. Its product is annotated as mucin-2-like. The coding region runs from base 21 to 1259 and encodes 412 amino acids. The record is from RefSeq and is a predicted model, not a curated record. Lineage: Eukaryota; Metazoa; Chordata; Testudines; Geoemydidae. The transcript has 2 exons.